AUGCCAAAGGCAGCGACAACGUCGAGAAACCCGUUGGUGCCGCCCGAACGCGCGGUUCCCCGGUCGGCAGGGGCGGGAAGAUCACUUGCGCAGCCCAUAGAGACUUUGCCUGGGAGCGUGGCAGGUGGUCUUGAACCGACGUCGCAACGGCCAACGAAUGUUCGACAAGUAUCGGGGACGAAUUUCCCACGCAUCCAGAACCUUGAAUCAAGACGACAGAGAAGCAAACUGUCAAUGCUGAAAUUGACAUCUCCGCCGGCCGGUAGAAUGAUUACAAUCUGGAAGCUUGCCCCAGCGCUGGCGACAGGCAAUGUCCUGAUCAUCAAGAGUUCAGAGGUGUCUCCACUUUACGCUCAGCGAUUGGCGCAGCUCAUCAAGGAAGCAGGCAUUCCAGCUGGAGUAGUAAACAUCGUGACCGGCGAAGGAGCCGGCGCUGGCCAGGCUAUUUCCGAACAUAUGGAGGUCCGCAAAGUUGCAUUCACCGGCAGUGCAAUCGCAGGUCGCAAAAUCCUGGAAGCUGCGUCACGCACCAACUUAAAGAAAGUGAGCCUCGAGCUGGGCGGCAAAGGCCCGUCGAUUGUCUUCGACGAUUGCGAUCUUGAAAAUGCCCUGUUCUGGACGCGCAUUGGAAUUACCGCGAAUAAUGGGAAGCUUCUUCUGGGGCGUGAACGUCUUUCAAGAGAGCAGUCUUGA
This is a messenger RNA of Penicillium canescens, 693 nucleotides long. RefSeq lists its product as uncharacterized. The record is from RefSeq and is a predicted model, not a curated record. The transcript has 3 exons. NCBI's taxonomy places the organism in Eukaryota, Fungi, Ascomycota, Eurotiomycetes, Eurotiales, Aspergillaceae. Bases 1 to 693 code for a protein of 230 amino acids. Gene Ontology annotation, molecular function: aldehyde dehydrogenase (NAD+) activity.